AGACGCUGUGGUUAAGGAAGGUAAACACUGCUGGUGUGGAACUGAUCACAGUCAUGGUGACGGAGAGAGACUACAAAACGCGUCUGACAGAGCUCAGACGUGACACUUAUGGAUUUUGCCAAUUCUUCAAUAUCCGAAGUCAUCGUGAAUGAUGGAAAGAGAAUAUUCAUAAUAUUUACCUCGACGGAGGUGUCCGAGGCAACGUGUCAACAUGGAGGUCACUACUGGGCUGGAGAACAUCUCUCCAAAUGAUAUAGGCAAUCCAACUACUGCUGCAGGCAACCCAUCAUAUUCAACUGCUGCUGCAGGCAACCCAUCAUAUUCAACUGCUGCUGCAGGCAACCCAUCAUAUUCAGCUACUGCUGCAGGCAACCCAUCAUAUUCAACUGCUGCUGCAGGCAACCCAUCAUAUUCAACUGCUGCUGCAGGCAACCCAUCAUAUUCAGCUACUGCUGCAGGCAACCCAUCAUAUUCAACUGCUGCUGCAGGCAACCCAUCAUAUUCAGCUACUGCUGCAGGCAACCCAUCAUAUUCAACUGCUGCUGCAGGCAACCCAUCAUAUUCAACUGCUGCUGCAGGCAACCCAUCAUAUUCAACUACUGCUGCAGGCAACCCAUCAUAUUCAACUGCUGCUGCAGGCAACCCAUCAUAUUCAGCUACUGCUGCAGGCAACCCAUCAUAUUCAACUGCUGCUGCAGGCAACCCAUCAUAUUCAGCUACUGCUGCAGGCAACCCAUCAUAUUCAGCUACUGCUGCAGGUAACCCAUCAUAUUCAACUACUGCUGCAGGCAACCCAUCAUAUUCAACUGCUGCUGCAGGCAACCCAUCAUAUUCAACUGCUGCUGCAGGCAACCCAUCAUAUUCAACUACUGCUGCAGGCAACCCAUCAUAUGUAACUGCUGCUGCAGGCAACCCAUCAUAUUCAACUACUGCUGCAGGCAAUCCAUCAUAUUCAGCUACUGCUGCAGGCAACCCAUCAUAUUCAACUACUGCUGCAGGCAACCCAUCAUAUUCAACUGCUGCUGCAGGCAACCCAUCAUAUUCAACUACUGCUGCAGGCAACCCAUCAUAUUCAACUACUGCUGCAGGCAACCCAUCAUAUUCAACUACUGCUGCAGGCAACCCAUCAUAUUCAACUACUGCUGUAGGCAGCCCAUCAUAUUCAACUACUGCUGCAGGCAACCCAUCAUAUUCAACUACUGCUGCAGGCAACCCUUCAUAUUCAACUACUGCUGCAGGAGACUCCUUGUUGGAAAACGACUACUUGAAACAAGUCGUACCAUCUCUUGAUGUCACAGGACGCUCCAGAAAGAUGUUUCUGUCGUGGGUAGUGCACUCGCUAGAGUGUCUGCUGUUGUCCCUCGUGUUCCAGCUGGUGAUAACUUCCUCGUUGACAGUGAUUUCUGUAAGACACAAGACAGACCUGUAUUGGUCAUAUAGUUCAACAGAGAGUGAAGAUCUGAGAGCAUAA
Molecule: messenger RNA, 1471 nt
Organism: Cherax quadricarinatus
Lineage: Eukaryota; Metazoa; Arthropoda; Malacostraca; Decapoda; Parastacidae
Source: RefSeq, a predicted model, not a curated record